AAAAUUAUUAUCUAGCGAAAUAGUAACGUGUCCAAUGUGUUAAAACUGUUAAUAGAUGUUUACAAGUAAAAUAUUACUGUGAGAUUGAUCUUAUAUUUAAAGAAAUGCCACCGAAAAGAGGCAAAGUACAAAAGGAAGAAGUCCAAGUAUCACUUGGACCGCAACUUCGUGAGGGAGAGGUAGUUUUCGGAGUUGCCCAUAUUUUUGCCAGUUUCAACGAUACAUUUGUACAUGUUACCGAUUUGUCCGGCAGGGAAACAAUCGCGAGAGUUACAGGUGGUAUGAAGGUAAAAGCUGAUCGCGAUGAAGCCUCACCCUAUGCCGCUAUGUUGGCAGCUCAGGAUGUUGCAGAAAAAUGCAAAUCUCUAGGGAUUACAGCGUUGCAUAUCAAAUUGAGAGCUACGGGAGGUAACAAGACGAAAACUCCUGGUCCAGGUGCACAGUCUGCUUUGCGCGCUUUAGCUCGUUCAAGCAUGAAAAUCGGUCGUAUCGAAGACGUUACUCCUAUUCCAUCGGACUCAACCAGAAGAAAAGGAGGUCGUCGUGGACGCAGGCUAUAAGCUUAUUACAUGUACGACAUUGUUUUUAUUUUUCAGUAAAUAUUGAAAAAAAUUA
Messenger RNA from Pseudomyrmex gracilis, 615 nucleotides. Its product is annotated as 40S ribosomal protein S14a. NCBI's taxonomy places the organism in Eukaryota, Metazoa, Arthropoda, Insecta, Hymenoptera, Formicidae. Bases 105 to 560 code for a protein of 151 amino acids. Gene Ontology annotation, cellular component: ribosome; cytosolic small ribosomal subunit. Gene Ontology annotation, molecular function: structural constituent of ribosome; small ribosomal subunit rRNA binding; mRNA 5'-UTR binding. The record is from RefSeq and is a predicted model, not a curated record. The transcript has 4 exons. Gene Ontology annotation, biological process: translation; maturation of SSU-rRNA from tricistronic rRNA transcript (SSU-rRNA, 5.8S rRNA, LSU-rRNA); ribosomal small subunit assembly.